Molecule: messenger RNA, 1173 nt
Organism: Saccostrea cuccullata (small rock oyster)
Lineage: Eukaryota; Metazoa; Mollusca; Bivalvia; Ostreida; Ostreidae
Exons: 2
Coding region: 114-1034 (306 amino acids)
Source: RefSeq, a predicted model, not a curated record
UGAUGUCGUUUGUCAGGAAGAUUCGUAUCAGAUUUGUUUACCCUGAUGUAUAUGUGCUUGUUACAUAAGGCUGAACGCGUUGGAGGUCUGGUAGAUAAACAAGUGUUAGAUUAAUGACAAUGACCCCCAGGGAUUCCCUUCCCUCACAGACCUCGCCAAGAUCUGGUCUAACAACUCACAGAUCUACAUUAUUAUCUUCCAGUGCUACCACCAAUAGGGAUGGUCUAACCAGCAGAGAACAAACGGGACUAACUGUGAAGUCUCCGAGUCGAACAAACCACAAGUUUCAAUGUUCUGGUUGCACGGGUAUACAAAGAGAAGUCAUGGACAGAAACACAAAAAUGCAUAAAAGAGAACAGAUGUCGUCACGACGCACCAAGAAACUCCUCAGUGUAGCCAAAAUUCAGCUGGAACGACAGCUUAAAACUCUGAACAAACACUAUUUGAGGGAGAGCAGAGAAAUAGAGAGAGAAACCACGUUCAUUGAAGAUAAAGUUAAAAGGAUGGAAGAUAACCAAGUUUCAAGAUUGCCACCGGAAACGCCGCACAGAAAAUCUCCAGAACUUCCGGUUUUGCCUAGACCCCGAUUCCUUGGCUGUUCAACCCCCUCCAAGAGUGAUUUAUCGCUGGGAGGGCGUGGCGAGUGUCUAUACUGUAACGACAGCAGGUGUCAUUACUUCCCGUGUUAUCUUCCAGUAACUUAUCACGCAAUUGGAAUCAAUGAAAGAGAGAAGAGCUUCUCGGUGUUAAGAAAUUAUGAUACAUUGUUGAGUCGGUGCUCAAAAGUGCGUCCACCUAGCAGAAAAUCUAUGUUUGACGAACAAAAUGAGCUUCCAAAGUUAUCGUUACCACACGCCAGAAUUUCUAUACAUGAUAGAGAACGGGGUUUACAACAGCUGGUGAAAGAAAUGAAAGACAGGAACCGGAAGUUGAAGCCACGUGACUGGGCUACGAAUUAUGGAGAACCACUUCCUCGAAGAAUAGUGCUAAAACCAGUCACUCACGUAUCAGAGUCUUUGCUGGAAAUCAACUGAGUCAAUAUUACAUAGAAUAGUAUCAUUUGUUUAAUUUAGAUAAGAAGUACUCUUUAGUAUAUACUUGAAUAUCAAUCUCUUCACAUUUUGUCCACUUCAUUAGAGUCCACGAUCUUAAAAAUAAAAUUUGUACAAUCUA